AUGGAAGCCCAGGGGCCGCGGAUAGCGCAGGUCACCGCCAUGGCCGAUCCCGCCCACGUAUCAGCACCCUCGACAUCCAACCCGACGACGCUGACGCCUGCGGCAGCCAGGUCUGCAAAUCCUCAUCAACCGCAGGGCCUGUUGCCCGGUUUUGCUGCUGCCUACGUGCAACCGUACGGAUCGAUUCCGCCCCCGGCAUACUCCCGCAAAGGCAAGGCUCGCGCGACAGACGGGGCCGUGCAGUGUCAAGAGUGCGAGACUGCCUUUGCCGAGCAUCCCGACCAGGCGGAAGAGGACGAGCGCCUGUCGCUCUCCUUUGCUCGCACGCGAAAGGCGUCUCAUGCUCGCGCAAAGAGCAUCGGGCGAACAUCCUCGGAUGGAUACGACGGCUUCCUCUCUGACGGUACCCGUAUCUACCGACCAAGCACGCCCCGGCGCAUCACCGACGAGCGCGAGCUGCGACGGCGGAUAUACCGUGAGGCGCAGGCAGGCGCACACGAGACGACGCCUCGCUCCCGCUCCCCGGAAGACGUCGACGUCAGAGCAAGGGCCGGCACAUCGUCAUGGGGUCGCAAGCGAUCGGGACACCCUCGCUCCGGAUCUUCUCGGUCCACCCUGGCGGAACCCCUUUCGCUGCGCGCCGCAGGCGCUUCGCAGGCCUUGACGGGGACCGCAGCAGAGUACGGCCGGCUGCUGGGCCACUCCAUCCUGGCGUCUGCAUCGAUCUCCGCCCCGGAAAAGUCCUCCCUCGCCGCCACGUGCGCCGCCCUUCCCUCGCUCUACAAGGUCAGCAGAGGUCGCAGCGCCAACGUAAGCCCGAGCCGUCGUUGGGGUCGAAGGAGCGCGAGUGCGAGCGUCCUGAGCGGCAGCGAAGACACGAGCGAUCCGGAGGCAUCGCAGGACCGGCGAGCCCGCAUUGCAAGCAGGAUCGCACCUAGUGACCGAAGCUCCCUUGCCUCAUCGCCGACGUUGAGGAGUAGGGAGACAUCUCAGGACGGCGCUCUCUUCCCAUCGGACGAUGACGACGACGACGACGACGAUGACGUUGACGACGGCGGGGGCGAUAUGACGAGCGUAUCUUUCACCUCGGAUGGCGACGAGGACGGUGACGACGGCAACGCGGUGGGCGUCGAAAAACGUGCACCUAGGCGUCGACGUUCGCGCAGGUGGUCGAGCGUCGAGCGGGAUCGGUGGAAGGGCAUGCGGAUCCUCUUGUCGCCGAGCGUGGGAGCAGACGAGGAGCGUUCAAGCCGGUCAAAAAGUCACGCUGGGUCAGACGCCAAGAGGCGAAGGUCGCUUCGACCCUCGUCUCUCAGCAGUGAGCUCACGGUGACCAGCGAAUGCCCUUCGGACCUCGAUGGCAGUGCGUCGAGCUGCAGCAGCUCGAGCGACAUCGCUGGAGAGACGCGCAGAGCCAUGGAAGCGCUGGCGAUGGCGAUCCCAAUCGGACCCCGGUCCAGGCCGAACGGCUCUGGUAGCCCGAGCGGCGCCUUCUCGUUCCCAGACGGCUCCUCGGCCUCGAAUGGAACGAGCAUUCCAUCGCUCUCCUCAUCGGCGCCCUCGACCUCGCUGGUGCAGCAGAGCCCGCCGCUGCAACAUACCACGGUCAAGCCCAUCGUGCCCGUUCCCGUGCUCUCCGGAUCCGACCCGCUGCUGGGCAUCACGAUGAACAGCAUCGAGGACAUGAUUGAGGUCGAUCAGGUCGAGUUCUGCAAGGAGGACUCGGCCUCAGAGACCGACACGAAGACUACCGCGGCCAAGCGCGGCAGGAAGCUAUCCUGGAUCAUCGGCGAUCUUGACGACGAAGAGAACGAUGACAACGACGGAGGCGCGGCUGGGCGUGGCCCUGCCAUCGAGGAACCCGAGACACCUCCAGCGCGGCCGUCAUCGCAGUCCUACCAGGCAAGGCUCGCCGGGUUGCAGAGCCAUUUCCGCUUGUGGUCCCGAGCCGGUCAGGGUCAGGACGAAGGUCGCGACCGCCAAGCCUCUGCGGGAACCGAGGACCAGGUGGACCCUGUUGCGGCGUCGCCCGGUCUGCUCUCGAACAGCUGGCGAAAUCUCGCCCGCCUGCCCAACCUCAUCCUGCUUCCCGGUCUUGCCGCCAGGCAGGCUCGAGAGGCGAACGCAUCAGCGGCGCACGCGCGAUCGAGCUCCGCGACGAGCGGCGCUGGUCAGCCUGGCACCAUGGCCGACCUCGCCAGCAUCUUCCGGCAUGCCAGUGACCACGGUUCGCUCAGCGACGAGGAUGUCGAGGCAAGGAGGCAAGCCGCACUCCGCAUGGGCCGGCCUUCCUCGCCGUCGCCGAGCCCGUCGCCGCCGACUUCCCUGAGCUGUUCGCGCCAAAGCAGCAGCGAGAGUGUCCGCGGCGUGUCGCACCGUCGAUCAUCGAGCCAGCCGUCGGCGCUCGCAAAGAAGGGGCGCGGCGUGGCUAACCCUUACGAGGGCGAUCACGACCCUUCGGCGUACGUCUCGGGAUUGGGCCAGCCCAUCGAUCCCGACACGGAGCUGUCGUCGGUCGUGCACCUGCAGACCUUCAGAAGCCGCAGCCGCAGCCGCUCUGAGGUCGACCGCGACUCGACCCGGCCCGAUGCCUUCGAUCACGAUGCGAAGCGAGUCACCCCUCAGCCUCGUGCGGACAUGCCGAGACCGCCCAAGUCCGCAUCGCUGCUAGGGGACCGUCAAUCUGCCCGGCCUUCUGAGGACGUCGCUCAGGUCGAAUCGUCUGACGACAAGGGCCGUCGGCCGAAGGCUCUCGAGCUCAGCAUCGUGAUCCCGACGUUUGAGAGCGACUGCCUCGACGAUGAGCGGCGGCCAACGGACAUCGCCUCUGCACCGACAUCCCCUACCUACCACCGCCGGGAAGACAAGGUCAAGGCGGCGUCCGAGUCCAGCCCCGCCUCUGGUGCCAAGCUGAGCGAAGAAGACGAAGACGGCUUCCGGAGGUUCCAGAGCCGCCGCCAGCGGCGAAGGUCUUCGGGCCCACGCUCGACCCGGCCCAAGGCCGAGGCGCUCGUCCCAAGGGAUUUCUCCGCCUUUGCAAUCGACGAGGAAGCCGAGGACGAGGACAGCGAUAAUCUUUCGGGGAGCGGAAGAGCCGGCCGUCGGCAGCUCAGCGACGACACUUCAUCGGACUCCGACCAGCAGCAAGGCGCUUCGAGCCGGGCUCGAUCGCGCGGCCGGCAAGGACGUGGCCGUGGACGAGACUCUGUGCGCGAGGCCUCGCCCAGCCGGCUCGGCAAGCGGCAGUGCGCCGUCGGCCUGUUCGGCGGAGGUUUCAGUUCGCGCAGGCGCGAGGGCUCCUCGUCGACUUCCUCGACGCUGGGCUCCAUCUCCUUGGGUCACGGCUCGGCGAUCCGAGCUGUGCGCAGCUCGCCCGAUCUCACCUAUGCCGCCGCCGCCGCGCGCAGGGGACCGGGUGCGUCGUCGACCGAUGAAGACGGCGACGUGUCUUCGCCACCGCGAGGCUCGCGCGGCCGUCGCGGUGCGGUCAAGGUGGUGGCGUCGAGCGUUGGGCAGACGCUGACGUCGUCCAAGGCGCUGACCAUGAACCAGCACCUACGACGUGGGCCUUCGUAUCCGCCCCGCGCCGGCGACCAUACCGACUCCACCGCACCGAGCGCCGCGGCCGCUGACAAUACUUCGACGGGUCCGGCUGGCCACGGCGCCGUCUUCAGCUCCCCGUCGGCAGGGACCCACAUCCGGCUCCGGUUGUUGAGCAACAGCUCGCACCUCCUCAUGCUCAGCCUCGAGCUCGAGAUGAUCAAGAAGCACAAGAUUUCGGGCCCGCUCAAGCCCAGAUGGGGCAAGCACCGCGCCAACGACUUUGUCCCGCUGCCUCAGCGGUGCGAGGCGUCGCGCCAGGUUGGUGCAGGGAUCGUCGGGCAGCCGCCGUCGAUGUCGUCGUCGUCGUCGUCGUCGAGGCUCGCUGGCCGCCGUCCGGGAGCGCGGGAGGAGCAGCCGGGCCAGGAGGCCGUGGCGGGGAGCAGGCUCAAGUUCCUCUGGGAUCCCUGCGUGUGA
Messenger RNA from Pseudozyma flocculosa PF-1, 4017 nucleotides. RefSeq lists its product as uncharacterized. Lineage: Eukaryota; Fungi; Basidiomycota; Ustilaginomycetes; Ustilaginales; Ustilaginaceae. The coding region runs from base 1 to 4017 and encodes 1338 amino acids. The record is from RefSeq and is a predicted model, not a curated record. The transcript has a single exon.